AUGUUUGGAACUCCUAUAUGUAAAUUGCAUCACAUUUUUGGUUCUGUUGGAAGAAUUGUUUCAACAUUUAUAAUAACAGCAAUGUCUUUUGACCGUUGGGUUGCUGUAUGCCAUCCUUAUAAACGAAAAUUUCGUUCAAGAAGAUUUGUUCUUUGCACUAUUUUUGGUAAAAAAUUAAAAAAAAUUUUAAUUUUUAUUAAUUUAUUAGCUCUUUGGUUAAUUGCUUUCCUUCUUCUUUUGCCAAUGCUUACAUAUGCUAGGGCAAAUGAAAUUCUUUUACACCAACUUCGCCAACCAGAUCCAGUAUUAGGAAUUACAAAUAUUACUCGAGUACGUGUAUACAAAUGUUCUGAUAUGUUACCUCCACUAGUUUUUUAUUGGUUUACUUCUUCAACGUUUUUCCUGGGUUAUUUAGUUCCUCUUAUUUUGAUUGUUUAUUUCAAUUAUUGUUUAAUUCGUAAAUUAUACAAACAUACAAAACAAUUAAGAAGUGGAAUACCUUUACGUAGAAUAACUAUUUACACUAUUUUAAUUGCUGCUUUAUAUUUCCUUUGUUGGACACCUUAUUGGUGUUCUGUACUUUAUGCUAUUUGGAUGUCUAUAUUUACGGGUGAUAAACCAACAUCAGAAUUAGUUCUUUUUAUUAUUUAUUGUGUUCAUUUACUCCCUUAUUUGGGGUCUGCUUCGAAUUGGAUACUUUAUGGGUAG
Meloidogyne enterolobii is the source of this 708-nucleotide messenger RNA. The record is from the annotation of a GenBank genome assembly. NCBI's taxonomy places the organism in Eukaryota, Metazoa, Nematoda, Chromadorea, Rhabditida, Meloidogynidae.